Molecule: messenger RNA, 2619 nt
Organism: Candidozyma auris
Lineage: Eukaryota; Fungi; Ascomycota; Pichiomycetes; Serinales; Metschnikowiaceae
Gene: SEC15
Product: Rab GTPase-binding exocyst subunit SEC15
Exons: 1
Coding region: 1-2619 (872 amino acids)
Biological process (GO): Golgi to plasma membrane transport; intracellular protein transport; exocytosis
Cellular component (GO): exocyst; membrane
Source: RefSeq, a predicted model, not a curated record
AUGGCACCUUCAAAAGUCACCAAUUCGACCACUACCAACGGAACCACUGCUAAGGCCAAGUUUGAUAUAGACACAGUGCAACUCGAGAAAUUGUUUAUUCGAGAUGCAGACGUUUUCCAGACUACUUUGGACUCGGAGGACUAUUUGGACAGCUUGGCUCCACUCAUCAAGGAUGCAUUGAAAGCCAAUGCUCUUCAAGAAUUCAUUCGCAAGCUCAAUGAAAUUGUCAAACAGAAGGACACAGAGCUCAAUGAGAUCUCGUUGGGGUCAACCCGUGAUAUCAACAAGUGCAUCAACGCCAUUGACGGCGUAUCGCACGAAUCGGCAAAUCUUAGCAAGACUAUGCAACACGUGAACUUGCAUUUGAAUAAAUCGGCGUUGGAAUUGGUUGCUCGGAAAAAGGCUCUUAUAAAGAGCAAAGAGACUGCCAGCAAAGUUAAUGAAACGAUCACUACUUUGAACAUGUGUAAUCAAGUUCUCGAGAUCGACAACAAAAUCUUAGAGCUCAUCAAGCAGCAGAAAUCCUUCAGUGCCUUGAAAUUAAUUGAUGAGCUUCAGACAGUUCAUUUGCCCAAAGUUAAGGAUUUUUCUUUUUCUGUGAAAAUCUACAACUCCAUUCCCCACAUGACAAAUAUGAUCAAGGAGGAGUCCUUCGACAGUUUGAAGCUGUGGCUCACCACCCACCUUGAGCGUAAGAUCGACAGGAUUGGAGAUCAUCUUUACGAAAACUUGUACAAGCUCGAAGAGCACUGGGAGUCUCUACGAAAUGAUCCCCGUAACAGAUAUCUUCUACCACACAGACUCAACUCGCCAAUUGAGAUCUCUAUGAGAGAUCCCCAAUUGUCCUUCCAAGUAUUUGAAAAUCAGGAGCUCGGAAUACCUUUAAAACCGGUCUACGAUUGUAUUCUCGUGUACAACUCCUUGAAAGAUGCUGGAACCCUAUCGACGGCGUACCACAAGGAAUGGAUGGAAAAGUACAGGAAGAUUAUCCACCCUAUCACCCUUUCCGCCAGCAAAACAUACGAUAGAUCAACUCCUAGCUUGGAAAGCGCCGUACUGUUUCCUGACUUGAAUAGUUUGGAAACGUACCUCAGGAAGAUCGCAGCUUUUUUCAUUGCCGACAAAGAGUUGAAUACUAAGACGAGAUUCGAGCUUCGCUCAAAUGGAACGGCGGAUGAUUUGUGGGACUCCUAUGUGCUCAAGCUCAAACCGGUUCUAUUAAACUUCUUGCAAACGCGAAAGUGGCUGCGAGAUGACUUAGAGCUUCUUGCUGAUUUCAAGGAGUGUCUAGGACACUUUCUUCAGGUGAUGGAGAACAGUAACUACAGGACUACUGAACUUUAUGAGAUUAUGAUCAUCAUUUUCAGAGACUAUUUUGGAGCCAUGUUGAUUGAGCAUUUCAGGCACGAGUUUUUGGAAUCCAUACAGUCCGACCACUACAUGCCUUUGGGUGUUUCUGACAGAGAGGAUUAUGACAACGUGAUGAAAAUUUGCUGGUACCAUGCGGAAGCUAGCUUUGCUCCAAAAAAUGUCAAAUCCAUGCCUGUUUCCUUCCCCUUUAGUGAAGAUUAUGUUCACUAUUGUUUGGGUAUUAGAGCGCUUAUGCAAGAUAUUUUGGAUUUUAUUUCACGUCAAUAUAAUUACGACCUAAAUGAAAUCAAUCGAAUCAUCGUUGAAGACAUAUUCGAAAAGGUUUUGGGAAACGAACCUGGAGUGGGUAUCUGUCACGAUAUAACACAAUUCAUCAAAAAGAACGAAGACAAUAAGGAAAUCGUUGCACAAAGUUAUUCCAAUUUGGAAUACUACCUAUACAGCUUGUAUGAAAUUGGCCAGCUUCUCGACUCAAAGCUAAGAAAGUACAAUGGCAUUGGCCUUCUGAACAUCGACGCAGACGCCCAGUUCCAAUUGCGAGCCCUUCAUCUAUUUACCGAAGCCAGAAAGAUUUCAGAAAAUACCGUCUUUAAGAUGGUAGAUCAAAAAUUAGAGCUGCUUAUUGAGCUGGUUGAGUAUGAGGACUGGUACCCUUCAACGCCUAAUUCUGAUCCAAACUUCUUCAUUCUUGAUUUCUCCCUUUUCUUAGAGAAUAUGUUCAACUCUAUCUUUUCGAACUUGCCAAGUUCUUUCAGGACGCUUGGUUUAUUCCGAAGCUAUGAUUUCGUUGCUAAGAAAUUCCUUGAAAUCCUCAAGAAUGCCAGAGGUUACAAUAGGAUCGCAAUUCAGAACUUCGAUCUCGAUGUGAAGCAUCUUGAACAGUCAAUGGCAGCCUUACCUGUACCGGGCAAUACUGCCGAGCAGGGAGGUGCAGUUGCUUUGCAAUCUACAUUCACUGAAUUGAGACAAGCAAUUGACAUUUUGCUCCUCGAUGACUAUGAUGAAUAUAUCAAAAAUCUGUCGUUCAGAAUGCGGAGAUUCGACAGAGUUAAAUAUGAGGAUGCGAUGCUGUUGAUAAGGAAAAUGCAGAAAGAAGAAGACAGUCAGGAUGAGGACGCCUUUGCGAGAAGCGAUGGUAUUCACUCUCCUAGUGGAGAAGGACUCGAGCGUGAAAACUCUGUCUUCGAAAAUUCAGCAGCCAGGUUUCAAAGAUGGGCGCUGCUGAGGAGACCCAACAGAGGUCAAUGA